AUGCCCAAGAGAACUCGCGAAUCCCAAGACGCUGGUGAAAAGACACAGCCGCCUACGCGCAGGAACACCGAACGUUCCCAUUCCGAGAAUCAGGAACGCGCAUACAUCGCCGCCUCGAGGCGCGCGGAUCGGAGCAUCGAGGCACGGGUCCAGUCAGCCCGCAACGCCAGCGACAUCCACAAGAAGAGAACGGGCAAGGCCUUUCGCAUCACCGAAGAGAUCGUCAUGAAGGAGGAAAUGUAUGAGGAAGAGGACGACGACUUCCCGCGCUCCUAUCGGCUCCUCAACCCACACAUGCAAACCGCCAACCCAGAGCUCAAUGCUAGAGUCGACGCGUAUCUGAGUAACAGGGUUGCUAUGUCCAAGCUGCUCUCUGCUACUGACAACGACUGGCGCAACAACGAGAUCAAUACAACAUUUGAUCAAUUCUUCCCCAACGUCCAGAGCCGGGUUAGGGCUGCUUCUCAUCAGCAUUGGUCCACCGGUCAGGGCUUCUCCGUACCGCAGACGCUUCAGUCGCCUGUUGCGACUCCACGAGCCCCAAGUGUUGGCGAGCCGCCUUUCAACAUGCACUUCCACCCUAUCAACUACGGACAACCAAACAACGGACAACCAAACAACGGACAACCAAACAACGGACAACCAAACAACGGACAACCAAACAACGGGCAGCCAAAUAACGGACAAGCAAAUAACGGGCAAGCAGACAACGGGCAAGCAGACAACGGGCAAGCAGACAACGGGCAACAAAACAACGGACAACAGAACAACGGGCAACAGCACAACGAGAGAAAUCCAUCCACAGCUAGCUUACCAGUAUCCCCUACCGAGGCCAGGAACGACGGCCCCAUGUCACCCCCAGCUCUUACUCCUGGGUCUAUGUCCCACCCAGAGACACCUCGGUCUCGCCACGGGUCGACAUUUGGAGCCACACAAUCUCAAUCUUACAGUGUUAGGGGCGGCUUCAACUCGGAGAGUUCGUCAUUUACUACACAGCUACCUGCUGAAGCGAGGAUGUUUCUGGGUGGCGUUGGUCUCAGCAAUGCCUAUGGCACGUCCAUGUACAACGAGCCUCAACUGUGGCAAGCCCAGAGUUUCAGCUUGGAUCCUGGCGCGGAUGCUGCGAACCAGUUCUUUGGCUACACCGCUGAUACCAAACCCCUUAAGGAGGGUGAAAUCACAGCCGCUUCUAGGGACGAGCAAUACCCAGACCCCUUCGCGAUCAUGGGCUGGAACAAUCAAGGCGACAACCAAGGCGAAUCUGACUCUCCGGCUAAGAACGUUCUCGAAGAAUGGGAGACGUACAUUGAUGAUAGCGCCUGGAACAGCAGCCAGAAAUGA
Fusarium falciforme is the source of this 1341-nucleotide messenger RNA. RefSeq lists its product as hypothetical. Lineage: Eukaryota; Fungi; Ascomycota; Sordariomycetes; Hypocreales; Nectriaceae. The transcript is spliced from 2 exons. The coding region runs from base 1 to 1341 and encodes 446 amino acids. The record is from RefSeq and is a predicted model, not a curated record.